This is a messenger RNA of Peniophora sp. CBMAI 1063, 1287 nucleotides long. Lineage: Eukaryota; Fungi; Basidiomycota; Agaricomycetes; Russulales; Peniophoraceae. The record is from the annotation of a GenBank genome assembly.
AUGGAGCUUCGACCCCGGAUCGGGGAGCUAAAACUUCGAGACGUCCCCAAGUGCGACUUACUGCGGCUAUUCACCGCUCCUGCCUACAAGGCGAAAUUCCCAUGGCACAUCCAAACUCUCUAUAUUGAACACGGCUCGUUCGAAAGACUGAACCUACCCUUCAACUUCUUCUCAGGAGUUUCUGCGUCUUUGCAGACUUUAACACUUAUCGGCGUCGAAAUUCCCGCCGGAAUGUUCUUGCCCUUCCUUGCAAACCUUUCCUAUCACGGGUAUCCCGUGCUUCCUCGCGCCACGCACGACGAUGAAUGCAACGGCAUGGAUCAUAUGCGCUUGCCUCCUGGCGAAGACCUCCACUUGAGGCAUCUCAGUAAGCUAUUGCCACGGAAACUCUCCAGCCUCGAAAGCUCGUUCCACCUGCCUCUUCUUGAGCGCCUUUGUAUACGCACAGAUUCACGGGAGUGCCUGCAGAUACUGUCACGUCUUCCUAUCCCAUUGUACACUUGUGUUGAGAUACAGAGCCGGGGAAUGUUGACACUCGAAGAUCCACCCAUCGCGAACUACUUUGAGGCAUAUCUCGUAAACACCAGCGGCUCCUAUCUCAUGUCUAUCUCAACCCAUCACCCUCAGAACCACCGUGAUAGGAGCGCGGUGAUGCAGCUUCACGAGGUGCAGGAUAUGUAUGAGGCAGAUGUCGAGGAGGUUGGGGGCGAGUUGAAUACCAGUGCCCCCUUUCUCAAGAUGAGUCUUGGUACGCUGUCUACGACAUCAAAACUGGAGAGAGCUCUCGCUCGUAUAUCUCCAAACUCUAUCUCUGGUCUCGAACUACACGCGAGCCUCUUGGACAAAUGGGAUCGAGAUACCGUCUGGAAGAUCUUCAACAAGUUCCAAUCCGUGACCUAUCUCCACCUUCUCGGAGAAGAGGCCAUGUACAUCUGUGCAGCUCUGAUCCCCAGAGAAAUCACUCCAGAUGGUCCUACUGUAGCGCCGGGAAGCGCUGCAAGUACCGUCCUAUUCCCGGAGCUGACAGAGCUACACUUCACCUGCGUGUCGUUCCCUCCGUGGGAGGCUGGGCACACCGUCGAGCCUUACGCCUCUUUGACCGGCAUAUUCUGGUCCCGUUGGGAAAAACUCGGGACGAUACUCCAGAGAAUGAUAUUAACGUCAUGUACGGGAUGGGAAGAACACGUGGAGAGAUGGCAAGAGUACGCUGUGGAUCCAAUAAUCGCCGAACCGACACAAGAGAGCAGCGAGCCAAGUCCCAGUGCUUCCGAGGGUGUUUGGGCGUGA